UUAGACCUCCCACCAGAGCAGAAGUCAGUCUCAGCCCCAGCCUCCUCCUCCUCCUCCUCCUCCUCCUCCUCCUCCUCCUCCUCCGCGUCUCCCCACGGGCCACUUCAGCAGGUCCCUAGGGCAGUCACUCCGACUCAGCAACCUCAGCCGCUGCAGGCCCCAGGACCGCAAUCCACGAGACCAGCGCCGAGCAUAGAUGAGCGGCAACGACAGGGCGUGGCUAUGGCCCGCGACAUUCUGGGUAAUCUCAUGACUAGCCCAACAGUACACUUCCUUCUUCCCCAGGCCCAUGUCAUGACUCACAAGGAGUGGGGAGUAAUCAAGAAGGUUUACGAGAAGAACCCUAGAGCCCGGGAUGACCUCUCAUAUCUUAGCGAAUGUCUGGAACGGGACGACUCCUCUUUUCCUGGCCGCGAGAUUGGAGAAUUGUUGUCGAUGCGUGAUGAUUAUGAUCGGCGGAUCUCAGCAGUUAUUCCUCCUCCCAAAGAAAUGCUUGAUACCUCCUUCGGCGAUCGUCCUAUCAACCAGAGCAUCAGCGCCACGUCGCGUCACCCUCCUACCAUGUGCGGUGACUCUGGAUACGGCUCCCUGGGGACGCAAUCAGUUGCUCCCAAACGCCUGGACUUCCACUAUGUCCAGGAAGAGACGGAGCAGGCGCAAACUGCAAUGAAUCCAGAAGAAGGCCAGGAGACAGGGACAGUAUUCUCCGACGCUGCGAGCCUCCUUCAACACCCGGACGUUGACAAGUAUAUCUCUGCGUUUGCCAAGGAGCUCGCAACGUCCAUACCGCCAGAGCUUUAUAACAACUACUUGGAUGCAGUUCCGUCAACACUGGACCACCUUCUUAAGUCCUUUGCUGUCAGACUCGGCCAUGAGAGCCCUGGUCGCCCCCAGCGGCAGUUGAUGUAUCUUGUCUAUAGGUUUCGGAGUGAAAUUGUCAGACGCCUCAAGCGUCAUCUCCGCACCCAAGACAAUCCUGAGCUUGAAUCAACUUCCGGAACCGGCGGCGUCCGAGACUCUUCCCUUAGCACCGAGCCCGGCAUGACAUUGAAUGAGAAGAUCAUGAUGUGGGAGAAGGAGUCCGAUGGCUCCAACAACCACUCUGCCGAUGAUUGCGAAGGUCGAGAUAUCGACCAUGCGACCCUAGACACCCUUGGCGACGUUGACAAUCUCGAUGGCUUCGAUGACUUCGAAUUCCCAGAACUGGCCAGAUAUCGUGAAAUCCUACGGGGGGCCUCGGCAUACCAGUGGCUCCAGUCCUCUCUCCGGGUUAGAGGGUCCCUGGAGGACCCUGAGGCAAACACGCACAUUGGGUAUCACCAUUUGGGGGCCGAGAUUAUAAGGGCUGCCACCAGCCGUAUCGGAAACUUCAGUCGGAAACGGACCCAAGACCUCGUGAUGCACUUCACAGUUGAUUGGGAUCCAAUUCUCUUCGCGCAAGAGCAGCAAUAUGAUGCACCGCUGAGAUGCGUGUUAGCACAGGCCAUUACCUUGACCGGGCACGGUAACAACCUGCAAGCUGCGACAUGUGAGAGCUACCUACAGCAGACGUGGCCCGAGUCAGGCCUGAAGAUUCUCUCCCUCCUUCAGACUGCGGUCGAGCGUGAAACAGAUGUUUGUAGUUCACUUUUGCCAGACAGAACACGCCUAGUUGCCUGCUUCAAUAACCACAAACUAAGUCUCAGUGUCGCUGGCAACACCUUUUCUGUCGCCGAAGUCGCCGAGCAAGUCGCCUGGAUAGGGGCUGCCCUCCGCUCCUCGCCCGCCGAUACCGCCGCCGCAUAUAGCACCGCGCACGUCACCGGUCUUGACUUUAGUAUCGGUACCACAAUCGAGAGCGCUGACAGGAUCAUCACUGUUGGCUGCUGCAACAUCGAGUUUAAAACCGAGAUCCUGCAAGACACGGAUCUCGCCACGGCAGGAAGGUGCUGGCGUGGCAUGUUUGGGAAUCCGGUCAUCGUCAGGGGAUAUCCGAUUCGACGCCGGGCCGAGCCGGACACAGGCCUUGAGAUCCCGCUAGACAUGGUGGCUGCGCUGACAAAAUGCCAGCGGGUUGUGAAUUUCGCCGGCACGACAUUUCUCAAGGGGUUUUCAGCCACGCUAACUGCUGUCCGGGUGGUUGGCGACGAGGUGCUUUGGCACCUCUGCUACAACCCUGGCGGGGAGUACAUUUCUUACGAGGAUUCCCGCGCCUCGAGGGGGGAUGAGACUCUGCCUCUCGGGACCCUGGUUAAGGCUCGCCAUAUUGUUGGUUGGAGUAACCAUGUUAGGAACCAUGUCGGUGCCCCCGACGCGAACUAUGACAUCGAAUGGACCGAGCUCCAGGAGCCUAGUUCCAGUUACGUACUCGAAAAGGUCACCCUUUCCGGUUCAGUUCCGUUCAUCACACCAGGCGGGAGCUUCCUUGUCGGGGUCAAAGACAAGCCGCUCCAUAUCGGCUUCGGCAGUGGUGACGACUACCUGGGGACACUCAUGGCCAUCGUCAAGCGAUAUUUUGUCUUUUACGACAGUGAGGAAAAGCGUGCCUGGCUUGUCGACGGAGCAAGUGCCGUUCUCCAUCUUCUGCGCGCCUACCUCAAGUUCUAUGUUGAGGACCGUAUCGUCAGCAGCUACUUCAUGUACAGCGAUGGCGAUCUCACAGAAGCCGGGCCUGGCGUGGAAUACACCGGGGCCAGAGCCGCCUUUGACAUCCUAACUAACCCCAGGAACCAAAGGCUGCCGCUGUACCCAAAAGGCUCCGUGGAGACAGAGGAAAGGACGACGAGACUCGGAAAGGCGCUGGACGCUGCCGACUCCACGACCUUCAAGACAACGAGUUCCAAUUUCACGCUCAAAGACCGGGUCGAACAGAUCUGCUUUGUGCUGCUGCAAGCCACCGCAUACCACGACGAUAUGAACUCGCGGGACGGCUUUGGGUUGCGCAUUAAAUCCUUGCCGCGGCAUCAGAUUGUUGGGUUUGAGUUCAUGGACGUAGCUACCAGACAGGAGACGCUGGUGCCGAAGGUGGCCACCAUACAGAGCAUGAGCGUGGGCUGGGUCCACCUCGUGCGGUCGCUACGCGCCGUGACGCUGUUCGGUGCCGGCUUCGGCGAACUGUUGCAGCCGGUGCGCGGCAAAGGCCAGGCGCAAGCAUGCUGCAGUGCAACAUCAUCAGUGCCCACGGGGCAGGGCCUUCUUGCCGUAUACGGAGCAGACCUUCACGAGAUGUUACGGACCGGGACCAAGCGCAGAAAUCCGUGGCGACUGGCGGGCGAUGUGCAUUGGCACUCGCCCGACGGUGUGGCAUUCCACGCCUGCAAGUGCAAAGCGCACCCCGGGAAACAACUAGACGGCUCCGAGGGUAAGAAGGAUGAUGUCGAUACAGAACGCACACCGCAAAAGAAGUGGCUGAGAGGGCUUUUCAGGAGACCUAAUGAAGGCGACGGGCGGGUUAAGCCGGGUAUCUCCGACAUGGUACAGGUUCUCCUACCCACCUCGUUUCCCGGACUGUAUGGCAGAGGGUUACGAAGCCCAACACGCAUCGUCCCAGAGGGCGCGGUGGUGUUCGGCCACUGCUGGAAAUAUCCGCUGCGUUGGAGCCUGACAAAGGACGUCCCGCCGGUACCAGGCGAGCCAGAGCCGGCCUCGGUAGAUGAGGUUUCUCGUUCGAUGUCCGACAGCGGCAUUGGGGAGAGUGUCGAAUCAUCGGACUCUGGACCAGCGCCGUCUUCUUCACAUCACUUGUACGGCUUGGGAAACAACGUCACGUUUCUCCAUCGUGACGGAAGCUUCCAGUCGAUUUCAAGCGAACCGCAAUCGAGUAAAGGGCUGGACAUCUCUGCCGGCGGCGCGGAAGCAGGUCAGCAUGCGGCUGAGGCUUGCCCGCCGUCUCGAACGGGUCAAAGAAAGCGUCCAGCUGUCUCGCUACAGUCAAGUGACUCUGGUGCAGCAACGAAGGUUAGACGGGUGAGUAGCGGAAGCAACGCUUUGGGUUGAAAUCAGUCAAGUAAGGUUCGUUCCCACCAUUGUACCGCGGUCUCGGCUUCCCGGUGCUAGUGCUUGUAUCCACCAAUUGGUAGCAUAUUGUUCUAUAUACUUGCAUACGGUGACCGUGGAGAACCACCGGCCGCGGCUUGUUGCUCUGGAGCCGUAAGCGGGUGAGCGAGCCCUACGGCGGGUAUUGACGUAUCAUAUUAUGCAGACGUAUAACUUUACAAGGCCAAAAUUCAGGUUUGACCAUGUAAGGAACAAGAUGGGAAAACAGAUGGGUAGCAAGUGCACAAUAUUGCGCGUCUUUGCAAGGCCAGGUUUCAAGCUUGUACAUCUAUAAAACAAAGUGGAGUUAUAUACGGGCUGCGCCUAUACAGGCUUAUAUACUUCCCUAGAGCUAAAGCCGUAGAUCUGUCCGCUCUAUCCUAGGGUAAAACGCCCCCGAGAAGGAGGAGACUAAGGCUUAGGAGUUAAGCAAUGCGAAG
This is a messenger RNA of Chaetomium strumarium, 4454 nucleotides long. RefSeq lists its product as uncharacterized. The record is from RefSeq and is a predicted model, not a curated record. Bases 223 to 3975 code for a protein of 1250 amino acids. The transcript has 5 exons. NCBI's taxonomy places the organism in Eukaryota, Fungi, Ascomycota, Sordariomycetes, Sordariales, Chaetomiaceae.